CACGACAACCGCAACAAAACACCAUUGCUCGGGCAUUUAAAAAGAUUUUCAACUCCAGCUAUUCUAGAUUUGUAUAUAGCUUUAAACUGAUGUAAAAAAAAAAUGUCUGCUAAGCCAGAGGAUUCGUUAGAAAAUGGGGUGCAGGAACCUUUUGGACCCCCGAGUAGAAGUGAGAAUCUUGACGUUGAAGACAGCAAAAAUGACUCCGUGAUCCUCCCGGAGCAGCUGCAGGAGGAAGACCACCGGGCGAGGGGGCGCAACGCGGAACUUCAGGCCCAGCUGGCGUCCUACUUCAACCGGAAGGACCCCCGAGACCGUGACGAAGACCCCGAGCCGGACGCGCAGGAGUACGAGGAGUGCCUGAAGCGGCUGGUCCAUCUGAGGAGGCAGAAAUCCUCCCGGCUGGAGAGCGCUCGACGGCACGAGGAGAAGCUGAGACUGCGCGAGCGAGAGCAGCUCAAACAGGUGGAGGACGAAUGGGAAUCCGUGUCAACUUUGAAAGGGAAGCUGGCAGUCUCGCUGCUAAGCGGACAUUUUUGGGCUCCGGAGGCGGCCCGAGCCAAGGUGGAGGCCACGUUAGAGGACGAGCGGCUCGCUCGACGAGAGCUGAGGACGCUGCGCCUGAAGCACGCCGAGACGGAGGGCAGGGUGGGCCGCCUGGAGGCCCUGCUCAGAGCGGAGGAGGGGGAGCAGGACAAGGCCCGGGAUCUCCUGCUGCUCCAGUUUGAGCAGAUGUUGACCCAGAGGACGCGGCGAACGAAAGUCGACGAGCGGGGUCAGGAGGCCUCCGGGCUGCGGAAGAACAUGAAACGCACCUUGGAGUUGCUGUCAAACAUGAAGGAGAAGCUGCACUGGAUUCAGACGGAGGUGCAGGCCAAGCGGGAUCAGCUGGCCCAGCUGGAGGCCACGCUGAGCGCCGGCAGGGACCUGCUGGCCCGGACCCGGCGGGCCCGCGCCGGCCUGCGGAGGGACAACGCGGAGCUGAGGAGGCGGCGGGGACUCCUGGGGGACGCGCUUCUCUUGCGGGACUUUGGCGUCACCGCGGGCGCCGCCCGACGACUCCAGGAGGAGCUGGAGAAGCUCAAAAGUUGGCGAGAAGAAAGGGCCUCGGCGCCGUCAGGGCAGUUUUGAGUCAUGACUAGUUGGGGUAAUGUUUUUGAGUGAGGAAAAUAAAUUAAAAAAAAUGUAAAAAAAUGAAAAUCUGCUUUACUGCUACACAUGGAAAUGGUCACGAGUAAUUGUUUUUUGGCAAACAAUAAAAUAUUUCUCAGU
Messenger RNA from Syngnathoides biaculeatus (alligator pipefish), 1272 nucleotides. RefSeq names its product coiled-coil domain containing 96 (gene cfap184). Bases 103 to 1131 code for a protein of 342 amino acids. Gene Ontology annotation, biological process: cilium assembly. The transcript has 3 exons. Lineage: Eukaryota; Metazoa; Chordata; Actinopteri; Syngnathiformes; Syngnathidae. The record is from RefSeq and is a predicted model, not a curated record. Gene Ontology annotation, cellular component: ciliary basal body; axoneme.